GAACAGCCCACCUGCAACCAGGGGAUAUUAGGAGAGCAGAGGAGCAGAUGCCUCACUUUUGUCCCCCAAACAGUCCAGGUGUAUAGAGGUGAGAUGAAAGGCCUCUGGCUGCUGCUGGUGCUUGUGGCUGCGGCCAAAGCUAAGAAGCUCUUCACUGGAGAUCAGGUUAUCAGGGUCAAUGUGCAGUCGGAGGAACAGAUCCGGCUCCUGCGGGCACUGGAGACUGAAGAGGAGUGGAAGGUAGACUUCUGGCUCCACCCAGUCUCCACUGAGCUCCCUGUAGACAUUCGAGUGCCCCACUCCAGUCUGAGCCCUGUGAAGGAGUACCUCGCUGCCCACAGCAUCCCCUUCACCAUCAUGACUGAAAACCUCCAGGAACUUCUUGACCAAGAAAAAGUUGAGAUGGAGGAGAACCAGAUGAAGGAGCGUAGCACCAGGAGCUUCAACUUCGGAGCCUAUCAUAGCCUGGACACAAUUUACAGCUGGAUGGACACUCUAGUGGCUCAGUACCCUAACCUGGUCACCAAGCAGGAUAUUGGGAGAUCCUAUGAGAACAGGCCCAUGUAUGUGCUCAAGUUCAGCACCGGUGGCUACAAACGCCCUGCUGUCUGGAUUGACACAGGUAUCCACGCCAGAGAAUGGGUGUCUCCGGCUACUGGAGUGUGGACAGCCAACAAGAUUGCCACGGAUUACGGUAGCGACGCAUCCCUCACUUCCCUUCUGAACACCAUGGAUAUUUACCUGCUGAUCCUGGCCAACCCUGAUGGCUAUGUUUACACCCACACCAGCGAUCGGAUGUGGCGUAAAACCCGUUCCCACAUCCCUGGCUAUACGUGCCGUGGAGUUGAUCCUAACAGGAACUGGGAUGCAGGCUUUGGUGGCCCCGGUGCCAGUAGCUACCCCUGCUCUGAGUCCUACCGCGGCCCCUCGGCUCACUCUGAGAUUGAGGUGAAGAACGUGGUGAACCUAAUCGAGAGCCACGGCAACUUCAAGGCCUUCAUCUCUGUCCACUCCUACUCCCAGCUGCUCAUGUACCCCUACGGCUACAUCUGUAGCAGCGUGCCUCAUCAGGCUGAACUGGAUUCUGUUGGCAGAGCAGCUGCGCAGAAACUGACUUCUCUCUAUGGCACCGCCUACAAGGUUGGGAGCAUCUGUACAAUCAUCUAUCAAGCCAGUGGGGGUAGCAUUGACUGGUCCUACAAUUUGGGAAUCAAAUACUCCUUUGCCUUUGAGCUGAGGGACACUGGCCGCUAUGGUUUUAUUCUGCCAGCUGAUCAGAUCAUCCCCACCGCCUCAGAGACAUGGCUGGCCCUGAAGCACAUCAUGGAGUAUGUCCGUGACCAUCCUUAUUGAGGGCUGAAUAAACCAUAGAUAGAGGAGAAACUUCAAAAUCAGAUGGCUCAGCUUUGAAUUUAAAGCUUCCUCCACUUACUGUAUCAUUCUGAGACCAAUAAAAUCCCAACAUACCCUGUUUGUCUGUC
Archocentrus centrarchus (flier cichlid) is the source of this 1481-nucleotide messenger RNA. RefSeq names its product carboxypeptidase A2-like. NCBI's taxonomy places the organism in Eukaryota, Metazoa, Chordata, Actinopteri, Cichliformes, Cichlidae. The record is from RefSeq and is a predicted model, not a curated record. Gene Ontology annotation, biological process: proteolysis. The transcript has 11 exons. Gene Ontology annotation, molecular function: metallocarboxypeptidase activity; zinc ion binding. The coding region runs from base 94 to 1353 and encodes 419 amino acids.